CUGAGGCUCCUCCGUCAGAGCGGAUCAUUCUGCUGCAGGUCAGGAGAGAGAGAGACGGUCAGAUCUGCAGGAACAGAGGAGCUGAUGGACGAUUUAACACAGUCUGACAAGGAGGAAGUAGACCUUUCACCUCUAAUGCAGAAACCAGAGGGCACAAAACUGUUUGUCCCUGCAGGAUGUUUAGUGCAGUGCUCCCGGAGUAAAGUGGGAGAGGCUCUCUAUCAAGCUUCACCAGAGUUCAACCUGAAACUGAACCCUCGGAGCUACAACAGCCUGCACGAUAUACACCUGAGGAAGUUUUUCAACAAACCGGCGAGGAAGAAGCUUCUUAUUGACAGGGGCUUGAUUACUGAGGAUGGACAAGUGCUGUGCUCCAUUAGGGAGUUCAAUCAGUACAUAGACUAUCUAAAGACUGUCAACUCAGAAAGGGACAAGGCUCUUCAACAACAGGAAACACCAGAAAUCACCCAGACAAACCCGGAGGAGGAGAAAAAGGAGCAGCGCGUUAAACCAGGCUCAGACAUUCAGACACACACAUUAGAUUCAUCUGUACUUACGGUUCAACCUGAUGAUAACUGUGUGAACAAUUUGAGUCUGGAUUUAUUACAGAGCUCUGAGGAGCUGAAGCUGAUAGAUCUGGAGGAGGAACAGCAGGAGGAGAGCAUUCAGAACAAGGCCGAUGCUUCAGUUGAAAUGUUCAUCAAGAAACAAAUUAACAUUUCGGGGCUAAUGGAGAAACCAAGAGGCACAAAACUGUUUGUGCCUGAUGGGUGUUCCAUGCAGUACUCCAGGGGUAAAGUUGGAGAGAGUCUCUAUCAGAGAGACCCUAACAUGCAACAGGACCACUGGACAGACAACAACCUGCAUGAUAAACACCUGAAAAAGUUCUUCAACAAGCCUGGGAGAAGGAAGCAGCUCAUUAAACAGGGCUUAAUUACUGAGGAUGGAUAUGUGCUGUGCUCCCGUAAGGAGUUUCACCAGUACGUCGACUACCAGAAGUCCAUCAAACCAAAACAGAAUGAGCUGCUUGUUCCAGACGUGAGGGUUUCUCUACAACCUGUGGAGGAAGUUGAUACCUGCAGUCCCAGGUUGGAGGUCACCUCACCUGAGACAACAGAAAAACCAAUCAAUCAAAAAUCAAUGUCAUUUUGCUAUCUACAUGGUGAGAUGUGA
This is a messenger RNA of Astyanax mexicanus (Mexican tetra), 1173 nucleotides long. RefSeq names its product fibrous sheath-interacting protein 2. The record is from RefSeq and is a predicted model, not a curated record. The transcript is spliced from 9 exons. Bases 85 to 1173 code for a protein of 362 amino acids. NCBI's taxonomy places the organism in Eukaryota, Metazoa, Chordata, Actinopteri, Characiformes, Acestrorhamphidae.